AGGCCCCAGUCCCUCCUCCCUCAGACCCAGGAGUCCCCCCCAGCUCCUCCUCCCUCAGGCCCAGGAGUCCAAGUCCCCAGCCCCUCCUCCCUCAGGCCCAGGAGUCCAGGUCCCCAGCCCCCUCCUCCCUCAGACCCAGGAGACCAGGCCCCGGCCCCUCCUCCCUCAGACCCAGUGGUCCAGAGUCCCAGCCCUCUCAGCUUCAGGUCCCUUGAGGGUGGGGUUUGGGGGAAGCUUGCUGAGUUCUGUGUUCCUCCAGGCCCAGAUGGGGGAACCCCGGGCUGGGGCCGCCCUGGACGAUGGCAGCGGCUGGACGGGCAGUGAGGAAGGCAGUGAGGAGGGUACCGGCGGCAGUGAGGGGGCUGGGGGUGACGGGGGCCCGGAUGCAGAGGGGGUGUGGAGCCCAGACAUUGAGCAGAGCUUCCAGGAGGCCCUGGCCAUCUAUCCACCCUGCGGCCGCCGGAAAAUUAUUUUGUCCGAUGAAGGCAAGAUGUAUGGUCGGAAUGAACUGAUCGCCCGCUACAUCAAGCUGAGAACAGGGAAGACCCGAACUCGAAAACAGGUUUCUAGUCACAUCCAGGUUUUGGCCCGAAGGAAAUCGAGGGAAAUCCAGUCCAAGUUGAAGGACCAGGUUUCCAAAGACAAGGCUUUCCAGACAAUGGCGACCAUGUCCUCUGCCCAGCUCAUCUCCGCGCCUUCCCUGCAGGCCAAACUGGGUCCCACCGGUCCUCAGGUGGUCCAGGCCUCUGAGCUUUUCCAGUUUUGGUCUGGGGGAUCUGGGCCCCCCUGGAAUGUUCCAGAUGUGAAGCCAUUCUCACAGACACCGUUCUCCUUGUCACUGACUCCCCCAUCUACUGACCUCCCAGGGUACGAGCCCCCCCAAGCCCUCUCACCCCUGCCCCCACCUGCCCCAUCGCCCCCAGCCUGGCAGGCUCGGGCCCUGGGCACUGCCCGGUUGCAGCUGGUAGAGUUCUCAGCAUUUGUGGAACCGCCAGAUGCAGUUGAUUCUUACCAGAGACACCUGUUUGUGCACAUCAGCCAGCACUGCCCCAGCCCCGGAGCGCCGCCGCUCGAGAGCGUGGACGUCCGGCAGAUCUAUGACAAAUUCCCUGAGAAAAAGGGUGGCCUCCGAGAGCUGUAUGAUCGUGGCCCCCCCCACGCCUUCUUCCUGGUCAAGUUCUGGGCGGACCUGAACUGGGGCCCAAGUGGCGAGGAGGCGGGGGCCGGUGGCAGCAUCAGCAGUGGUGGCUUCUACGGAGUGAGCAGCCAGUAUGAGAGCCUGGAACACAUGACCCUCACCUGUUCCUCCAAGGUCUGCUCCUUUGGCAAGCAGGUGGUGGAGAAGGUGGAGACGGAACGGGCCCAGCUGGAGGAUGGCAGAUUUGUGUACCGCCUGCUACGCUCGCCCAUGUGCGAGUACCUGGUGAAUUUCUUGCACAAGUUGCGGCAGCUGCCUGAGCGAUACAUGAUGAACAGCGUCCUGGAAAACUUCACCAUCCUCCAGGUGGUGACAAACAGAGACACCCAGGAACUGCUGCUCUGCACCGCCUAUGUCUUCGAGGUCUCCACCAGCGAGCGUGGGGCCCAGCAUCACAUUUACCGCCUGGUCAGGGACUGAAGGGGGACCCCAAAACUGGCUCACCCCCAGAACACCCUCCUUCCAGGGAGGGUCCUCCAGCUCACCUCAUGCUUCUUAUUUGGGGAGAGGGCUGUGAUGUAAAGGGGUUGACCUCAGAGGCCUAAGCAGCUGGGGCCAUCCCCCCCAUUAGAGGGGCCCCCAAAACUUGGUUGGAGAGCUGAACAGGCUGGGACUGAGGAAAGGAUAAACCCCAAUAUUGGGACCUCACAGUGGAUGUCUGAAAGGACAGAUCACUCCGGAGUAUCAGGGAUUGUGGGGACAGGAGUGAGACAACCUCCAGGUACAGCACUGACUUCUCAGCCCCUGGCAGGGCCCCCCAACUCCUCUGCAUGUCUUGGAGGGCCGUAGUUACACAUUGGCUUGUCCCCUUUACUUUUUCCCAGCCACCCCUCCCCCUGAAAUUUCUGCCUCUCUUUACCACCCUCACUCCAUGACCUGUGAGAUCACAAAGUGAAGAUUAACCCUUUCUGUGCAGGAGCAGAGCCAGGUGGGCCCUGGAAAUAUUUUUUUUUUAAUAUAACGAGAUAUUUAUAAGUGGGUGCUAGGGUCUUGACUUUAUCUCAGCUGCACAAGUAGUGGGUUGAAGCUUUCUAAUCUCAUCCCCCCCACAAGUGAGCUGUGAGCUAGACUGUUUCCUCCCUCCCCUCUCAAAGUUUGUUGGUUUGUGUUCUGACAGAGGAUAAAGCUAUUUUACCAAAAA
Molecule: messenger RNA, 2339 nt
Organism: Chlorocebus sabaeus (green monkey)
Lineage: Eukaryota; Metazoa; Chordata; Mammalia; Primates; Cercopithecidae
Source: RefSeq, a predicted model, not a curated record